Molecule: messenger RNA, 1815 nt
Organism: Emiliania huxleyi CCMP1516
Lineage: Eukaryota; Haptophyta; Isochrysidales; Noelaerhabdaceae
Exons: 8
Coding region: 1-1815 (604 amino acids)
Source: RefSeq, a predicted model, not a curated record
AUGCACCGCCUCCGCCUCUGCUGGCGUAACGGCGUCGCCUCGCGGCUGGGCCGAACGUUUUGCAUCCCAGCCAGCACGGCCGCACCGGCCACGCCUUUGCCCGCCGCCGCUGGCGUGCCAGCUUCCGCCUCUGCCGCUGCGUCCGCCCGUGUCCGCGAGCUGCGCAGCUUCUGGGCGGAGCUCGGGCUUCCGCAUGGGCCGAGCCUGCGCCUCGCGCGCCUCGCGGCCUCCGAGGGCACCGCAUGGAGCCGCCCGGACGUGCUGCGAUCGAGGCUGGCUGCGCUCCGCGCGGAGCUGCCCUCGCUGCCGCUGCCGCUGCUGCUGAGCGACGCGCCAGGCCUGCUGCUCUACCGGCCACGCAGGCUGCGCGAGAAGCUCGAUGCCCUCCGCGGCCUGCUGCCCGCCGCCGACCUGCUCCGACUCGUCCGGCGGGCCCCCGACAUGCUCUCGCGAGACAUGGCCAAGCUGGAGGACCGACUAGCGGCACUGGGCGGGCUCGAAGGAGCCGACGCGCCGACGCUGGCGGCGGAGCACCCGAGACUGCUGCGCGAGGACGCGGCGAUGCUCAGCGGAGCGGGCGGCCGUGCUGCGAUGCUCCGCGAGCGGGUGGCCGUGCUGCGGCGCGCCUUCUCGCCGACGCUGCUGCGGCGAGUGCCUCGCGACAGGCGCCGGCUCGAGUACCUCUCGGCAGUCUACCCCGGCGUGCGGGGCCACGUCGGCGACUUGCGACUCGUCCGCAUGAAGACGCACCUCUUCCGCAAGGCCUACCGCCCGCGCCGCCUCACCCCCGCCAAGCGAAACGCCCUCCGCCGCACCACUGCGCUCGGCCCUGUCCGGCCGGCGGCGGAGGUUCCCGCGGGCGCCAACGCCUUCAGAGAGGGGGAGCGACAGCUCGCGCGCUGGCGGGCAGACCUCGCGCGCGAGAUUGAGAGCGAGAGGCGGGCGCCAAGAGGCAUCCUCGGUGCUCACAGCGUCGGGCGCAACCACCCUGUCCGGCGGCUCGCCGUGGAGCGCAACUGGUGGAGCUUCAGCGUCAACCCGACGCCCAUGGGCAAGCAGUUCAUUGUCCAGCCCCAGUCCCAGUGGGAGAGGGACAGGGAGCGGCAGCAGGCCAAGGAGGGCAGUACCCCACCGCAGCCUGCACACCCGCAGCACCAACAGGUGCAGCAACCCCAGCCCAACGAGUCGCCCGAGGGGUGGACCAGGGUUGGGAAGGGCGGCAUGCCGGACAGGUUCACCAUGAGGAACCCUGGCCGCAAGCCGCCGGGCAAGGCGGUCAAGCGCAAGCCUGACCGCCAGCCCGCACCCAAGGGAGGUGGACCCCCACCCCCCUCUCCCAAGGUGAACAAGAACAGGCUGAGCGCGCUGGGCGCUGGCCCUUCUGGCACCAGCGGGAGCCACGAGCGCGCACCACCGCGCUCCCCCUCCCCCUCCUCGCCGCCUGCCAAAUCACCGCGGCCGUCUGCGCCUGCUUCCGAGUAUGACUCCGAGUUCGACUUUUCCGACGCUGAGGCGCAGGAUAGGACGGCAGGGGUCGUACACGACGCAGUUCAGCAGGCUGUGAUGCAAUACGGCUAUGACGACGAGCUCUUCCAGGCGUGGAGGGACGGCGAGAUACGGCGAAAGGACUUGCCGGAGGAGGUGGUGGCUAUGGCUUUGGACCUUUGCGAGAGGUGGCGAGCGGAGCAAGAGCGGUGUAGGCGCGUCCACGCGGCGCAGCGGCUCUCCCGCGACCCCGGCCCCUCUCGUAGCCGCAGCCGUAGCCGCAGCCCCAACUCUUGCCGCUCUUCCGUGUCGGGUUGUGACGAGGGGUGA